Anolis sagrei ordinatus is the source of this 3717-nucleotide messenger RNA. RefSeq names its product glucose-6-phosphatase catalytic subunit 3 (gene G6PC3). Gene Ontology annotation, cellular component: membrane. The record is from RefSeq and is a predicted model, not a curated record. NCBI's taxonomy places the organism in Eukaryota, Metazoa, Chordata, Lepidosauria, Squamata, Anolidae. Gene Ontology annotation, biological process: glucose 6-phosphate metabolic process; gluconeogenesis. Gene Ontology annotation, molecular function: glucose-6-phosphatase activity.
GAUGGGUUGUUCAGUGUGGCAGCCCAGUCGGCUCCGGGGCGUGGUGAAUGGGAAACGGAUCUGAAAAAGAGGAAGGAAAGCGGUUAAAAAGAAGGAGGAGAUCUUGAAGAAGGGGAAAAAGGGCAAGGAAAGGCUUCCCCAUCAUGGAUGUUUUCUAUAGCAGCGGAGUCUGGUUUGCAGAGCUGCUUCAGAGAAGUUUUCCGGGACUGGAGGCCUUUUGGCUUUGGAUGACCUUCUUAGGUGACCCUAGAUGCGUUUUCAUCAUUUAUUUCCCUCUUGCUUAUUUCCUGCUGGACCAGAAGGUUGGAGUGAAAGUGCUUUGGCUGGGCUUAAUCUCCGAGUGGCUCAAUUUAGUCUUCAAAUGGUUUCUAUUCGGUGAACGGCCCUUCUGGUGGAUGUUUGAAUCUGGGUUUUCCAAGAAGGGGGUAGACUUUCCCCGCCAGUUCCCUUCAAGCUGUGAAACAGGACCAGGCAGUCCUUCUGGCCACUGUAUGAUCACUGGUGCAGCCCUCUGGCCAGUAGUCACAGCUCUGACCACACAGCUAUCUCAGCACUCCAAAAGCUGGCUGGUGAAGAUAGUCCCUUUCCAGGUGUAUCUCCUUCUCCUGGUGGCCAUAGGUCUGUCACGCCUCUUCAUACUGGCUCAUUUCCCCCACCAAGUCCUUGCAGGCAUCUUAACAGGAAUUAGCCUGGGCUGGCUGCUAGAACCACGAGUCCCAUUAGGGAAGGGACUCCACUUUUACCUCUGGACUUCGCUGUCCCUUUUGCUCGGCAGCAUGAUGACUUACUGGACACUGAUUUUUCUGGGCAUAGAUCUCAGUUGGUCGAUCAACCUAGCCACUAAGUGGUGUGCAAACCCUGAAUGGAUCCGCAUGGAAACACGACCUUUUGCUUCGUUGAGUCGUGACGUGGCCACAUCCUUUGGGCUGGGAUUUGCCUUCCACUCCUCUUCUUACACCCAGCUCAAGUGCGAGAAGCCCAGAUGGUCUCAGAGGGCAUGGUGCGCCAUCUUGGCCCUUGUUCUCCUGUACUUCCUCAGUGAUGUGGCACAACCACAGAACGUGGCUCUCUGGUAUGGGCUGAACUUUGUGAAAUAUGCCACUUUCCCGUGGGUGGUGAUUGGACUGCUCCCUAGAGUGAUUCAAGCUGUGACAUCAAAGGGGACACCAUCCCACAAAGAGUAGCCAACAGGAGGGACCACUUGCUCUUUCAGGAGAGCCAUAGAUAGUGGUGGGUUUUCCUUGGGGUGUCCCACUUAGUGUGCAAUAGGUCCUUCCAUCCAAAUACCUUAUGUAUUUUACCUCAAAGGGGACAUUUUUUUUCCUUUACUCAGGCCACUGUGAUUUUUCCUUCUCUUGCCUAAACAGAUGUACCAAAAAUGCUUCGAACCCUUCUCACCCCAGGUCAGUUGUAACAAUAGGAUGUUUCCCCUUCAAAAAUAGAGACUGUUGUUUGUAUUCAGGGCCCAAAGUUGCAACCCAAAAAACUUUCAGAAGGUAUUUCCAACAGAGAUGGGAGAAGGAUGGGACACUGUAGCAGGUGGUUUUGUGGGACUGUGGAAUCAUUGUAAAAGAUAGGAAUAAGAUGGAGAGUUUAACUAGACCAGUUCAGGUGGGCAGAAGGAGCUGCAGGCAGCACUGAUGAAGUCUCUGUGCCACUAUCCCAUUUAUCUAAGAUAGAUACUUCUAAUUCCACCUGGUAUUUGAUGUGGCUGCACCUUCCCUAUCCAGCUUGAAUUCAUAGAAAGAAAGCUGAUGCAAAUUCCUAAAGCUCCAAGGUAGUAGACAUUCAAACCUCUAAACCAGUGAUUCUCAACCAUCCUAAUGCUGCAAUCCUGUAAUACAUUUCUUCAUGUUGCUAUUUUCGUUGCUACUUCAUAACUGUAAUUUUGCUACUGUUAGGAAUUGUAAUGUAAAUAUCUGAUAUGCAGGAUGUAUUUUCAUUGUUACUUCUCCUUCUCCCUAGGAUUUGGAAUUGGCAGGGCCACUCCACCCCACUCUAAACCCUGCCCUCCUCCCCAGGGCCCCCCUUCCUCACCUUCCCCUUUCUCACCUCUACCUCCUCCCUCUUCCCUCUUGGCUGCAAAGCAAACCUCACCUCCCUCGCCCCAUCUCUUCCUCCUAUAAUGGCAGAGGGGGCAGAUUGUGUGACAUCACCACCUUUCCUGCUUCUUUUCCUUGGGGUGGACUGGAUGGCCCACAAGGUCUUCCAAUUCUAUGAUUCUAUAAGAAGAGGCCUCUGGGAAGUGAAGGGGGUAGGGAAAAGUUAUCGGUGUCUCUGUUCCUAAGAUCAUCGGAAAUACACAUUUUCUGAUGGUCUUAGGCGACCCCUGUGAAAGGGUCAUUCAACCCCCAAAGGGGUCGUGACCCACAAGUUGAGAACUGCUGCUCUAAACCAACUUCUAUUCAAACAUUCUUAGGUCAGAUGAAGGGGAAUCAAACUCCCAGUUUCCCAGAAUCAUCACAUUAUUAAUAAUAUAGCCAAAUUUCAAUGUUUCAAACUGUAUUCACCAUGCAUGUCUCUUCUCCAAAAGGCUUUAACCCAGAUUUCUAUUCAAGGAUAAAAUGGGAGCUAAAGGACAUAGAUCUGUAUACUAAACUAUGUCUUUCUUAGCACUGUUGUUUUAAAAAAUCCUAGUUUGUUGAUUAAGUUUUAAAAAAAACCAUGGCAAAAGAUUAGACAAACAGUAUCUUGCCUUUCCCACUCCUGGUUUGUUUCUUUUUUCUUUGACAAUCAUGUUCUCAUCUCUUAUUUCAUCUCAGAGGGAGGGCAGUGACAAUCCAUACCUCCAAUUUUAGGUGUCUCAACAGGCCAUGGGUUCAGUCUAUGGUUUAUGAUUGGUUAACAAACCACCAUUUAAGGCAUGGACACACAUAACAACAUAAACAGAUAUUAACAAGUGGCUCCCUGUGACAUGUCAACACAGCAGUCUAUUACACUCCUAACCAGUUGGCCACCUUUCCCACCCAGAAAAUGUUCCAGAGAUUUUGUGGCAACAUUUUUGCUUUUGGAAGGUGUUUUCAUGUAUCAAGAGUUUAUUUCUGUAUGCUAAACUUUCCUUCCCACAUUUUUGAAGCUUUUGGAAAAGGGCCCAAUUGUCAGGAGGACCUAUGAACAAUGGAUGUGAGCCUGGAAAGAGAUCUCAUCUCCAUGCUUCUUUCAUUACUGCAUGUCUAGUGGUUUCUCAGGAAGUAGUUUGUGGUUCAUGCCAGACUAGCAGAGCCCUCUCAGCAUGGCUUUGGUUUUCCUUCAGUCGUGGCCACCAUGUUCUUUAACAACUCUUAUAUAUUUGUGAGUGUGUGUGUGGUGUAACGAUGAGAGCCACAUACUCUGUAAGGAUUCACCACUGCUUAUGCACACAAACUGCAAUCAAAAUAUGGAAACGUGUUGGAUUACAACUCACAGUAGCCAUGGUGGCUGGGGACAUCUGGUAGUUAUGGGCCACAAAAGUAACUUUUAAAAGUUCUGUAUGCACUAGCAAAUUAGCAUUAUAAUCAUCAGUAUGGCUGAUCCUGUAGUCAGUGGUGUUGGUAUUUAAUGGUUUUUGCCAUACAAAGCUUAGGGUCAAGCCAACAUCUAGACAAAGUGACUGAAUAACUGUCUGGGUUUUCCUGUUGCUUCUUCCAGCCUCUGCGACAUGUUUCCCUUAUUUAAAAUGAUACCUAUGCAUAAACAUGAUGUUGAUAUUAGAAUAAAUGAUGUAUUUUUGUGUUUGCA